CUUUGAACUCCUUAUUAGAAUAAAUUUUUGUGAUAAAGGACUGUGAAAUCACAAAAGUGAGGCACUGUGGACGUGCUAGUUAGACGCUGGCAGUAUUGUGAUUCUUUACAGGAUUUUUUUUAAUGACAACAUUCACAGAACUUUUAAAAAAGUAUCUUAACAUGUCUGUUAAUUGGUUGCCACUGAUACAUAAGAAAUAUAUUUGUGUUUUAAAACACAAAUGCAAGAGUACAGUUUUUAAUAUCUAGAAGUUAGGGGUUCUUUUGUUAACGAAAAACAGACUGACCCAAACCAUUCGAUCUCACUGGGAUUUUUAGGCAUAGAAACUGAAUUAUAUAAAUAUGAAAUAAACAGUGCCAGUAUUCUUGAUAAAGCGGGGAACUAUAUAACAUUUGUUUUUAUCUGUUCAUUAAUUUUUAAAGGCAUACUCCUGUUUUUUCUUGUGUUUUAUUCUUAGCUUUUUUUCCCUUCAAAAUUAUCAUUUAACUAUUAAACUGCCAUUUAUUUCACAUGGAAAGAGGAUUUAAUGUUCUUGCAUGAAAAAUAUAAUAUUCUUUGUUUUAAUCAUGGAAUAGCAAGUUCAAUUGUGCCUUUGUUUCCUGAUCCAAACAAGCCUGUAUUUUUCACUUCACUAGAAUUACUAUAUUGCUGGGCUGAUCGGUCUCCACUUCAUGAAGCGGCAGCUCAGGGGCGCCUACUGGCCCUGAAAACUUUAAUUGCACAAGGUGUCAAUGUGAACCUGGUAACAAUUAACCGGGUCUCUUCUCUCCAUGAGGCGUGCCUUGGAGGACAUGUGGCCUGCGCUAAGGCCUUACUGGAGAACGGUGCCCACGUCAAUGGGGUGACAGUUCAUGGAGCCACGCCCCUCUUCAAUGCUUGCUGCAGUGGCAGUGCUGCGUGUGUCAACGUGCUGCUGGAGUUUGGUGCCAAGGCCCAGCUCGAGGUGCAUCUGGCCUCACCCAUCCACGAAGCCGUGAAGAGAGGUAAUAGAGAGUGCAUGGAGAUUCUACUGGCAAAUAACGUUAACAUUGACCAAGAAGUGCCUCACCUCGGAACUCCCUUGUAUGUGGCUUGCACCUACCAGAGACUUGACUGUGUGAAGAAGCUUCUAGAAUUAGGAGCCAAUGUUAACCACGGUCAAUGGCUGGACACCCCUCUUCAUGCUGCCGCCAAGCAGAGCAGUGUGGAAAUCAUCCACCUGCUGAUAGACUACGGGGCUAACCUCAAGUGCAAAAAUGCCCAGGGCCAAAGCGCACUUGAUCUGGCAGCUCCAAAGAGCAGCAUAGAGCAGGCGCUCCUGCUCCGGGAAGGCCCACCUGCUCUUUCCCAGCUGUGCCGCCUGUGUGUCCGGAAGUGCUUGGGUCGCAACUGUCACAAGAUCAUCCACAAACUAUACCUGCCGGACCCACUGGAAAAAUUCCUCCUUUACCAGUAGUCCCAACUGUCUAUAGGAAGAUGCUUGGAAAUAAAGAGGUUGUUGCCUGCUGUACCCAGGGUGCCUAGUGUAGAUGCACAACAGCUAGACUCCUGGUGUCUUCACAUGAGCUAAGCUAGUUAGAGCAUAACACUGAUGAACUGGAGUAUGUGGGGAAUGGAGACUCCUGAUUAAUUUAGCAUUCUUUUUAACCAAGGCGCAGUCAGAAACCUUUUCAUUUUUAGUUCUCGUUAAGAAAUUUUUAAAAAUUGUGAAGUAGAGUGAAACUAGUAGGCAGUUUUUCAAGAUUCAUGAUUCUCUAUUAUCUAAUGGUUACCAUUGUGAAUAGCAUGUAGACACGUAAAUCUGGGUGGAUAAGAUUAUGAUGAAUAUAAGUCUUGCACGAUAGAUUCUUGAUUCAGUUAUUCCCUCCUUCCCCUUUGUUUCCUUUCAUGAAUAAAUCUCUGCUAAAAUUUUA
Messenger RNA from Odocoileus virginianus texanus, 1892 nucleotides. Lineage: Eukaryota; Metazoa; Chordata; Mammalia; Artiodactyla; Cervidae. The record is from RefSeq and is a predicted model, not a curated record.